Paramuricea clavata is the source of this 14012-nucleotide messenger RNA. The record is from the annotation of a GenBank genome assembly. Lineage: Eukaryota; Metazoa; Cnidaria; Anthozoa; Malacalcyonacea; Plexauridae.
CUUCCCGCCAUAUGCAGGCGAGGAAAAUUUGAGCAGCGUUUCUUUCACGUCGACAUUUUAGAGGAGUCAUGUCUUCUGCAAAGAUUUCGUUAGACAAAGAGGCAUUUUUUCGACGGACCAAGAAAAUAUACACCGCUUGGAAGGUAAAUUGAAAGGCCUAGCCAAGAAUUGGGCUCGUUUUCGCCGUUUGUUUUGCCACAAACGGGCUGUUCUUUUCGAAUUUCAUCGACCUGUUUGACCCUAUUUGAAUUAUCUCUCUUUUUUUAUAUACGCAAAGGCUUCGUCGUCGGAGAAUGGGGCAUCGUUUAGCGAAGUCGAUUCGAUCGUAGUUGCUGUUGGAAACGAUGACGACGUUAUAUACAGCAAAUCGACGGCUCUUCAUGUGAGUUUACUUGUUUUGCGGGGUGAAAUAUUGCGGGGCAUAUGUCUCGCAAAUUAUAGAGAAUUAUUUAGAUCAUAUAGACGUUUUCAUGCGCAAUGUAGUAAAUUGCUUGUUUAUAUUUUGCUGGUGUAAGAAUAUGCUGCUUUUAUAGUGUACAUUUUGUUGGUAGUUACAUAAAUUAUCAAAGCAAAAUAGUAUAAUUUUUGAUGGCUUCUCCACGUGCUAGUCAUAUUAAAUUGGUAGCCAACCAAUAUUGUAAUGGUUGGUUGUGAACUUGUAUGUAACAUGGGGCCCUGUUACGGGGGUUACAAUGUUGCCUUUCGCCCACUGUGGUAGGGAAGGAUCGUACCUCAUCUGCAAGGAGGGGUGCAGGUUUUCCAUGGGGUUGUGCAUGAGGGACUGCUCUUUCAGUCCGCAACGCUACUGUCCCAACAGUACCAUUAUUUGAGAUGGCCGAAUCUGCAUGUUCGCCAUUCUGUUGUUACAUUAUCUUUUGUUUAUAAAGUUUAUGUCAUCCAGGCCUCGAAAUAAGUGCCGGCCACUGGUCACUGAGCGGUAAAAUUUCACAGUUUGACCGUCAAAUAUCGUUGCCUGGCGGACAUGCGUGACCGGUAAAUUUUUUAAUAAAAACAUAUGUUCAAAAAUGGAGCAGAUUGUUGAUUUCCAAGUUUCCAAAGAAGUGUAUGUCCGUCUAGGGCACGGGCUGAUAAGGGCGGUGAAGUGACACAUUUUGCCGUACGGAUACGAUAUACCGCAAGCUUUGACCAUGCAUUGUGCCUAAGGGCUGUUUUCCAGUUACGCGUUUUUCACAUGUGCAACAGAAAAGUUUAAAUCUUUCAUAUUAGUGCAAAUAACCUUAACAAAUACACAUUAAAUCAUACACAAAACUGAAUGCUGUCCUUUUAUAAAUUUAGUUAUUUCAUAAGUAGGAUGUCAAGCGAUUUCAACUUUUACGUGCGUCAGAACGCGCAACUGGAAUGCAGCCUUGCAGCAUGCUCGCAACUCAACUCAAAUUACAGUUGUCAUUUACGACUUAACAAACAGGCAUGGCAAACAAUUGCUCUGUUUGUCAGCGUCCAAAUACAAAAUAUUCAUGUGUAAAUGCGCUGCAAUUACUACUACAGCUUUGAUAAUCACCAUGCAUACUUCUACUUUGUAUACAAAUACAAUUAAAAUGCACAAUUGUUUCUAAAGUUACGAGUCACACGAAAGAUGAGGGGGAAAAGAAGCUAAGGAGUGACAAUGACCGGCAUAAAUUCCACUGUGACCGGUAAAUUUAGUGAUCCACCGGUCAUAAUGACCGGUAUAACGUCCAGAUUUAUUUCGAGGCCUGAUGUCAUCUUUUUAUUACAUAUGCAUCACUGGACAGUUGCUGUAGCAAAGUAGAGUAUAUUUGAAAAUAUGGCUGACAUGUUUACAUUUUUAACCAUGGUAUUGAACUUUAGCAUUCUGAGUGUUUUCUUGCAAGGCUGGAUUUUGGUGGAAAUAGUGGGGGAGGUGGAAAAAAAUUUAGGGGAGGUUUAGCCGUUUAGCUCAUAAACCCCAUGGAAAGUUAGGCUUACUGUAGAACGGACCAAAGUCAAUGGCGUGACAUAUGCAUGUAGUGACUGCGUAUGUACCAGCACAUAUCUACCGCAAUGAACUAUGACUGUACGACUCAUCCAAAUUUGCCCUUCAUUAUAAUUGUUACAAAGUUUCUUUCAAAACAUUGCAUUGAAAACGUAUUUGACACAGAGAUGAAUUGCUAUCACUCUUUCAAUUUUACCACAAAAGCUUUCUUACAAAGUACAGACCCCAAGCAACCAUCAAAUUUUCACUUUGAUCUAUCAUUGAAACUUUCCCAAAGGGAGGUGCAUGACUUCAAGGAAGGUGCAAAAAUUCUCAGGGGAGGUGCACACCUCCCCUCGGCAUCCGGCCAUGUUUUGGUGUGUGUCAACAAAGGUAAGGGUGAAGUGGAAUGGCAGCCUGGGCCAUUUUGCAGGCACCGCCUGAAUGAAUUUUCAUUCGUGUUUCCCACAGUAAUUGGCAACUGCUCUUGCGGUUACCCAGCCUGGAGCAAAGUUAAUAAAUUGUAAAUUCUUUUUCUAGCAAUGGUUAUUUGGCUAUGAACUUACGGACACACUCUUGGUGCUUGCCGAAUCGUCUGUUGAUAUCCUUGCAAGUAAAAAGAAAAUUGAUUUCCUUAAACCUUUACAAGAAGCUCAAAAGAAACAUGAAGGAUUUCCAACAAUUAACUUGCAUUUAAGAGAUAAGGUAUCAGAAUAAGCUUUGAUGUAAAAUGUAUCCAUGAUGGUGUAAUUGUCAGAAAGGGGGUAUGGGUUGAAUACCCCUCAGUUGUCAGAUAGUUGGCCAAUUAUUGAAUCUCAGAACUUGGCAAAUUGUUUUUGUAGGCCGCAAGACAUGAAUUGGAUAGGAAGGAAAAAAAGUAAAAUAUUGGAGUGACACUGAUUAAAAACUAAUAAUUUAUAUAGCUAAAAUUUAGGGAAAUUCACGAAAACAUUAAGGAAAAUUAAACGAACAAUGGUAUGGUUAGCCCAAAAGAAAAUGGAAAAUCUAAUGUCUGGAAAAAAUGUUUACUUUGAGGCACUAACCACCCCCUACCCCCAUGACUUUGCAAAAUUUAACCCUUCCCCAAUUCAAAUAGGGCUACACUGCCCCUAAAAUUUUAUGGUGUCUCAUUGCUGCCGCAGCGAGCGAGCCUGAAGCGAGCGAGCAAGGCAGCAGAUCCUAAUUUUGUUUUGUGGGUCGAUAUCAAAAUUUUCUAUUUGGCGCAUUGCAUGACGGUACCAGUGAAUUUUAACCGUGGUGCAGCGCGGUCAAGCAUAAGGCAAACAGGCAAUGUGAUCAUCUUUCAUCUUUGGUCUUCUUUUAUGGAAAGCCAUACCUGGCUUAAAGUGAUCAAACGGCAUUUUGUUGGGUGCUUUUAGCAUUAUACGGCGGUGCUUUUAGCAUUAUACGGCGGUGCUUUCGCCAUUAUACGCGGUGGUUCCCGCAUUAUACGCUGUGGUUCCAGCAUUAUACGCGGUGCUUUCACCAUUUAUAUACGCGGUGCUUUUGCAAUUAUACGCCGUGGUUCGAGCACUAUAUGCGGUGCUUUUAACAUUAUACGCGAUGCUAGCUUUCAUUCAACAUUAUUUUCAUAUUCUUUCCAUGACAUGUAUAUGAUUUAACGAUUGCUUAAAUUUGGUAUGUGGUUGACGAAUGCUUUUUGCCUAUGGUCCGCAAAGACAAUGACAUGCUUUUCUGUGUAUAUAAAUAAAUAUAACGCAGCGAAUGCGCCAAGCAGUAUAAACGCGUGGCUGAAAUACGAUAUUAAAAUCUUGAAUGUGCCGUAUGAUUUAAUUAUGUUUUAGGAUUUACAAAUGCUUUGUCAUUUGGUGUUUAUACUUGUACUGCAUCACAAGGCAGUACGUAAGUGAAAAAAUUUCACAUGUGAGAUUGUCUUGUAUAUAUUUUUGCUUUCUUUGAUAAACAUUAUUUAUAAACACGCAAAUUUUAAUUAGUGAGAUGCAAUAUAACAAUGUUAAAAUGUCACCUGCAUGUCAUUGUCAUUGCCCUUUAACCCCUGGUCUAAUUGGCCGCUUUUGAAAAUGUUGAUCAUGACGAACCGCACUUUUGUGUUUUAAAAACAAGUUAGGAUAAAACGCGGAUACGGACGGACGGAUGAAUGAAUGAAUGACGGACGGACGGAUGGCGAUAGACGGACCGGACGGAUAACAUAUAUAUGUCAUUAUAUAGUCUGCGCGCAGCCGCGCAGGGUAGUUAGUGGCUUACGUCUUCGCUGGUUGUUAUACUUUAAAAUAAUUUUGUAUUUACCGAGAAAUCAAUAUUCCGAGUAUAUAAAUAUAUAAACUGGGAUGUCACACUGAUAGUUUGUUUACAUUUCCUGGAGCAUCAAAUCUUAUGUUUAACCACGGUGGUUUAACCCAUUAGCUGACAAUGUGCCAGUCCCUUGUCCAGCGAUAGAAAAUUUUACUCGUCAGUGGUACAGGGUACUGCCAGUAAAUGGGUUAACAAACCUAUCUGCCAAUGGCUCUUGUUAAUCCAUCAGCACAGUAAUGACUUUAGUAUUUACCCUGUCCAACGCCAGACGAUUUUUAAUACUCAGUCAGUGGUAGGGCCGUGCUGUCAAUAAAUGGGUUAACAAGGAUAACAAAAAGUCUACUUUCUCUGAGAGCCGCUACGCAGGCUAGGAUAACAAUAAUAGGAUGUUUCUGAAGGACUCGUUCAACACCCUGUAGUUUGUCUUUUGCUGUCAAAGGCAGCAUUACUGCCCUGUGGGUAACCUAGUUUACAAUUUAUGGUGGUGAUGAAAGGGUGCACUCCCCCCCCCCACCCUUGGAAAUUAUGCAGUCUUACUAAGGAGUAAGGACUAACUUCCCAACGAAGUUGUAUCCCUAUUAAUCCAAAACUUUUUUAUUAUUGACACUACAGCACAGACUGUUCAGUCCUAGUGACCCUCUUGUCAUAGUACAUUAAUCCCCUAAAUUUUCUUUGAGUCUCUAAUGGGUCAACCAAAAUACCUGCAUUAAAAGAUCCGGUUAAUAUCUGUAGGCCCCCUCCAGUUCACAUGAGGUAAUCAGAUUUUGUGAACAUGGUGGUGAGCAAAAAAUUCUGCCAGAAAAGUAGAAACUAAUCCUACUUUUUUGUGGUGAAUUUUUGUGCUGUAGAAUUUCUUUUCAAGGAAAGAGUACCAAAUGAUUGUAUUUUUGUAGAGUGACAAAGAUAAGACUAAUAUUCAGAAACUUAUUGAUGUGAUCAAAGGAAGUAAGAAGGUACUGAAUGCUAUCUAUCUUCAAACUUGUUAGCAGAGUCUAUAGAGGUGUAUGGGGCUGAUUCUUUCCAUGCAAGGGGGAGUAAAAAAAUUGCCCAAAUUUAUGUUUCUCAACCAGCAAAUGCAUUUAAAAAGUUAGCUAACUGUAGAAACUAGAAAAUAAAGCUAAAACAAAGCUAUUUUGAGAGGUAUGCCGAAAAAGAUUUUGAACCAUUUUCAUCACAAAUAUGUGACAUUGAAACUAAGUGCUACAUCAAAAAGUGCUACAGUGCAUCGUCAUGUUAUGAUUCAACAGCAAUUUAUCCCGAUGGAGAACGUGACAUUUGAAUGCACUCCAAACUGAGACUCUGAAUUAGCUUAUUUAUGCAUUGUCGAUUUCCUUUGUGUUUUGGUCAUGAAUUAUUAUUGGAUUCAUAGUAUUACAAAACUUUUCCAAGUUUUACCAUAUUCUUAAUUUGAACAUAUUCUAGGGCAAGAAUGUCGGUGUGUUCCAAAAAGAUAAUUUCCAUAACGAGUUCAUCGAUAGUUGGAAUGACAAUUUCAAGAAAAAUUCAUUUCGAAAGGUAACCUGUUACCCAGUUUAUACCAGCUCAAGUAUGCUGCAAUAAUAAUUGGGAGUACCAGCGAGAUAUUGCUGAAAAUCUCGAAUUAUCACACCCUGUUUGUUAUAUCUUACAGGUUGAUAUAAGUGCUCAUGUGGCUUAUGCCAUGGCUUCCAAAGAAGAUUCAGAAGUAAAUCAUAUAAAAGUAAGGGAACUCUGUGAUUUGAUCAUUAUGUUGUUUUUUUCUUAUAUUUUUCAUUAUGGUUCAAGUCUUCUUGUCUGGAUAUUUUUUAAUAAAAGCUAGUCAGAUACCGGUCAAUAACUGGCUAAAGUUUUAAAAGUGAACUGUUCUUCUUUCUUGCAGAAAGCUUCAUUGGUAUCAUCUGAUAUAUUUAGCAAAUUUUUUAAAGGUCAUAUCAUGGAGAUUGUGGACCAGGAAAAGGUUUAAAAAAAUUUUGCAAUACGAUUGCCUGCUGUCAUAAAAAAAAUGAAGCGCCUUCAAUCCAACUUUACAGUUCAAGAACAAAAGUAAAAGAUUAUAGUUUCAAUUGGACCAUUCAGAGGGUCAACUUUAUUAUUUUCUUAUUGAAAAUGAGGACUAUGAAAGCAAGAUUCUCAGUUCAGUAUUAGCUGUACUAUUUUAUUUUCGGACAUACGCACAAUUUAUUUUCGGACAUACUAUUUUUCACUAACUUUCGAACUAAUCUAUCGUAGUUUGUACAAUUUUUCAGUAAUAUUUUCGUAAAUUUAUCAAAAAAUUUUUUGCAACUAUUACUUUUCAAUCAAAUAUGUAAAAAAAUUCUGAAUUACACAUUUUUUGUCUGACGAGCGCUUCUUUAAAAUUGUUAAAAUUCCCCGAUAUUACAACAUUGGGGGCGUCACCCCCCCCCCCCCUGUAGUUACAGCCCUGGUUUUGUGGCCCCUCGACUGGCAAUGCUUGGCAGUCUUCCACUCAUUAAGUGUUCAUUAAAUACCUAUCACUCUAUCCUGUUACAAUAUCCCCAUAUACAUUUGUAUCUUUUUUAAUUUUUAUGCAGCGUGUGAAGCAUUCAAAAAUAGCGGACAAUCUAGACGCUGCUCUGGACUCGAAGAAAUAUCUUCUUGCCGGAAUGGAUUCAGACCAGACAGAGAUGUGUUUCAGUCCAAUUAUUCAAAGUGGAGAAAAUUAUAGCCUGAAGUUUAGUGCUACCAGGUUAGUUACUCAUAUAGCUUGAGGUUUGGUUAUAGAUUGGAGCUACUGUAGGUGAAUUAGACAAUGCAUGGCUCUGAGGUAUGGUACACAUCGGUUUGACAAGAGUCCCGAAUAUAAGUUUGUAGAAAAAAUUGUUAUAAGGUUGUAAGACUGACAAGUUUGAUACAGUCAUGAUAUAACAAGAGUGUUACAAAGUUGACGACACAAAGUUGUAACAAUAUUGUAUAUCAUGACUGUAUCGGACUUGUUGGAACAAUCCUGCAACAAGUCUGAUAAUAUCAACAAGGUUGUUGCAAGUUGUUAACAGCUUGUUCCAAAUUUGUUCACAAUUUGGGACAAGCAGUGCGAACACAACCCAGAUGAUCUUGAUACGCGGAAAAGUACUGGCACUAGUUGUCAAAUAGAAAUCCAUUUUAUGAUUAAAACAACUGAAUAUCUCCUGUAAUAUACUUUAUUUCGAUUCCAUAUUUUUGUCAGAGCUAUAAUUCUCAUAACCAAACAUAAUUACAAAAUUUCAACUAGUUUCAUAAAGAAUAACAAAAGAUAUAAUUGACUGAAUACAUCGAAAUGGAUUUCUAUUCGGACAACCCUUUCUGAGCGCUGAUUGGCUAAAAUACGAACACGAGAUCACCUGGACUUGUUAGCAGACUUGCUACAAGAUGUGAAUUUUUUACGUGUGUACUACAGUAUCCACAAACCGUGAGACUGAACUAUCCUAAUACUGUAAUUAAGAUAUUUUAGGUUAGACCUCCGACCUCGGGAGACCUGUUGGUGUUCUCGCACAUUUUAAUGUUCUUCAUUUCUUGCAGUAAUGAUGAUCGACUAGACUAUGGUGUGAUCAUAUGUACGUUUGGUGUGCGCUACAGAUAUUACUGCAGCAGUAUCAUCAGAACAAUGUUGGUACAACCCACAGAGGUGCGCACAAUUUUUUGUAUAUCAUUGGGGGUUGCCAGUGCCAAAAAGCUACAUUCCUUGACUUUUCGUGGGUUCACCCUGUUUAGGUUAACACAAUCUUCUGUCAAUGAACAGAGCUAGCAAAAACUCCUGAAAAAGGCCCGGCUGCCAUAAUUUGACUGCUGUGUAGUGCAGUCCACGAAUUGACUAUGUUAUACUUUGUGCUCAAGGCAUGAUCAAAAUGCAUGAGAGUUUGCAGUCACAUGAUCUUGUUUAGCUUUUCUUAAUGCUUUCCCAAGAGUCAAGACCACACAGUAAAUCUUUGUUUUGUUAAACUAGGGCUUGAAAUGCCCCCAAUAACAAUGCAAGAUCCCAUUGAUUCUCGUCCCCAUUUGACCAGGUCCUAUUCACCGAUGAGCCCAUUCCAGAAGUCAAACUUUUGAUGAUAAUAAUAAUUAUUAGUAUUUUUGCACAAGUGAACAUAACAAAUCCUACAAAUUGAUUGAUCAAAUUUGACGUAUUAAGCUGUUAUAUUCACCUACAGGUGAAUAUAACAAAAACGAAAUUUUCAAAAUGGUGGCUAGCCAUUUUGUGGAAGUUACUGAUAAAGAAAUUUAAAAUAAAUUCGAAAUUAAAGUAAAUUCGGAAUAUUCCCCGAUAAUCACAUCGCCUUUGGCGAAUAAUUGUUAAUUAUUAUUAAUUUCAUUGAAUAAGGACGACAUACAAUUUUACUCGUCAAGGGAAGGGUCUUGCACACUAAUAGGUUAAAUGCUGAAUUUUGAUAUGCAAUUGACAAUGUUAUAAUAAUAAUAAUAAUAAUAAUAUUAAAUUCAAAGUAUAUAGCAUUGUUAGACUAAUUGUUCACGGCGCUUUACAAUACUAGCAGUAUUUUGUACUAGUUGUAGCCUCUUAAUCAUUCAGGGCUCAAAAUAAUGGGAGAUAGGUAAAAUGACCGGUCAACUUAAUUUUAGCUCAGUCCAAAUCUGUUUUUGACCGGUCAUUGAUACACUUACAUUAACAGUGAAACAAACUAUAAGAAACUUGUUUCGAUACAUCAUAGUUUCAUGUUUUAAUUCAAGACGUCAUCAAUCACAUUGGAAGGCAUGAAAAUGUGGCCGGUCAAAAUGACCGGUGAGGUAAUGAUCAGUCUAAAGGUAUUUUUGGCCGGUCAUUGUCUGUUGACCGGCUGUUAUUUUGAGCCCUGUAAUCUGAUACUUAGUCCAUCGAGAAGGGCAUUACAUUAGUAAUCUACUGUAAUUUGCUAGUUACAAAAGCAUGAAUUAAACUAUUGAAUUAUGAUUCUAGGAGCAACAAGCGAACUACAACAUAUUGCUGUCAACGCUUGAUGCAGUGGUGGAGAAAUUAAAAGAUGGCGUAAAAUUAUCUGAUGUCUAUAAUGUGGCUGCAGAUCACGUCAAGGAGAAGAAGCCCGAACUACAAGGAAAUUUUGUUAAAAGUAUUGGGUACGUUCCAAUUAUUGUCUUUUUGGAAUUCAAUUUCAUAAUUUUUGCCACAAACAAUUUACAUUAUGCCGGGUUUAAAAUGGAUAAUUUAAAUUUAGAUAUAUUUGUAGGCUGUUAAAACUUAUGCAUUAAUUGUAUAGAUCAAUGAAUUAAGAGGAAAAACUCCGCGUUGUUGCUAAUUUAGAAGUUGUCGGCCAGAGCUGUGAAAUGCCAGUGACACCCGGCUGCUAUUUUAAACCAGUGGCGGACACUUUUAAAAUUUUGAAAGGAAAAUUUUAAAAUUUGAAUCCCGGAAAUGGCAUUUGCGGCAUUCUGAGAACACAUUUUGUAAAAAAACUAGAUUUUCAAAACACUGUUUUAAUGGUGCAUUUUGUUAUAAAUCACAUGCUAAGCAUAGAAAACCAACAUUUCCGAGAAAGUAUUUACCCCCUUGUAUCAGUCAAAAAGAGUGUAUAAAAUGCAUAUGUUGUGACAUGUACAGUACAGUACAGAAGCAUAUAUUAUAUUAUGAUAACAAUUACGUUAUAUGAGUGUGAUUUGUGUUAUUUGGUACAAGAUUUUUAGUCUUUCAAAAUUAUGCCCCCCUAGUGUCCGCUACUGUUUUAAACCCUGUUUUGAUCUGUCAUUGCAGUACAUGCAGUAUGUUCAUUGUUCAAAUCGGUAUCAUUUUUUGCGUUCUUCAUUUUUUUUCGUUCUCCCAGAUUUGCGACGGGGAUUGAAUUUCGAGAAGGAUCUCUGAUGAUCAAUGCGAAGUCAAAUCACAAAGCUCAAAAAGGUGUGAACUAUAUGUUGUAUUCGUAUUAUAUAUACAGUACAAAUUGUGGUAUACAGGUGCAUGUGCAUGUAUGCACUUGUAAUGCCAUUUCCUGCAUUUUGGGGGGUGAUUUUCAGAGUUCUGAAGAUUACAAAACGUCCGAUAUAUGCGCAAAAAUGGUACUUUUUUAAGCCUGACCAGUUUAGAAUAAUUGAAUCGUUUGUUUACAAUUUUGAUAUUUUGAAGAAGAGGAGACAAAAAGAAGAAAGUAUUUUACUGUUUAUUGCUUCAGUUUUGUUGACAUACAGUAAAACUUGUUGGGACAGCAGGUGGCUGCAGAUAAUAAGUAACCGGUCGUUUUGGCCGGCUAUCGGUCCUAAACGACAGCCCAGUUGACUGAAUUAGCCAUUUCCCAAAGUUCUGCGUCUAGUCGCGCAAAUCCCAUGUUGCAGGGACAAGAAAUAUGGCAGCACACAUUUAAAUUAAAUGUUUAAUGUAAAAAGGAGAUUUUUUUGGUUGUCUGAAAAGUUGAUUUUGAUAUUAGAUACUUCUACUCUUUCACAUAUUUGACGCCUGCCACCAUAUAUUUUGUCUCUCCAAACGAUCCCAGAAUGCACUGUGAUCUAUGUGAUCACUGGAAAAGGCUAAUUAUUGUGAUAUUCUAUAGGCAUGGUUUUUUGUGUGAGUGUUGGCUUCUCUGGGUUGGUAAAGAAAGGUGAAGACUCGAAGAAGGAUAAACAAUAUGCCUUGUUCAUCGGAGAUACUGUCCUUGUCAACGAGGUAAAACCUAAAAGUACCAGGGGUUUAAAUAUUCUUCAGAAAUACUGUAUGCGAGGUCAAUGCAGGGUCUGAAAUUUGAUUAUUUUUUUUAAGUAUCCACAGGUUUUAAAAUUUGGUAUCCCUCCCGAUAAUCCAGUAUCCCAAAUCUGGAUACUUAACUAGUUGACUUUUCGUAUCCCGCAGGGCCAGACCCAACAUCACUCUAAGGCUUACUCUUAGUCAAGCAUUUUCAUCCAUCGCAUUUUAUGUUUAAUAUACUAGAAUCCUAAAAGGAACUUAUGCAGUUCAAAUGUUCAAUUUCUUAACAGUUAACAGGGUUAUUUAAUUAUAAAUUUUAGUUCAUGACGAACUAUCGACCUUCAAAUUUCCUUACAAUCUUCUUGACUUUUCUUGACAGUUGUUUCAAUGUGGAAACACUAUUCAAAAUGGCGACUCGCGAAUUCAACCAUGAGUGGACUACAUGCAUAAAUACAACGUUAAGACGAAUGCUAGACUUGUGUUACAGCACUAUUUAAAUUAAUGAACCAAGAUGUUGGGAGACUACUAAAACAUUAACUGCUAUCCCGAUUUUUAAAAAAAUGUGGUAUCCCAUCGGGAUACAAGUAAAAUAAACUUAGCUAGUAUCCAAAACCAAAUUUCAGUAUCCCGUGGAUAUCGGGAUACCGCAAAUUUCAGACCCUGGGUCAAGUUAGCACCAUUGGGCGUCAGCGUUCUUCUCUUGACGAGUAAGAUCGUCUGGCGUUAGACAGAGUAAAAUAGCAAAGUAUAGGGCGCAUCUGGGCGCAUUGCCACUUGAAGGCUUGAUGUAAAAUGUUCUAAAAUAGUUUUAUAUUCCUUUUCUGUGUUUUUAGUUAUUUCCUGUACUUUUAAUGUUUUGCGAGCAUUUACUGAGUUUUCAAAGCAUGAAAAGAUGAGCCUUUUCUGCAAGUAGCAAAUGCCAGUUAACUCACGAGUUAACAAUCUAUAAAGAACAUGAAAAUUUCUAAAGAACAUGAAAUUUCAAUUCUGUGAAAUUUCAAUUUGAACUGUCUAAAGAACGUGAAAUUUCAAUUUUGUGACCAUUUUACCAAAGCGCUUUAGACAGCGAGAUAGAGAAUUGAUGUCGGAGAAUUGGGAGAAUUCUUGUUGUCUGAAAGAUUUUUGGUUUAACCUUGAAUAAAACUUUUUAGACCACAGUUACACCGCGUUAUGAAAACGAUAACUUUACUGUAAAUCUAAAUGUCUUACUGCAAUUUACACCUAUAGAACCUUGUUUGUUAAAAUCCAUCUCCAGGCGACAACUUGCGAAAAAAGCACUAUUUAAAACACGAGCAGGCAAUAUUAUUAUUAUUAUUAUAUAAAGCGCGGACUGCGAUUGUGUUAAAUGGCUUAAAAACAAAACGAGUAAAAUACUAUUUCUUUAUGAAACGUAGAACACUGCUGCAACAUUGCUGACUCCAGCUAAGAAGAAGAUCAAUAAUGUUGGAAUAUUCUUAAAGGUAUGACGGUGAAUAGUGAGCUUAUAAGCAAACAACGUUUUUGACAACACGAACGGCACGAGUAACGUCAGAAGACUGGGUCAAGGGCUGUGAUUGGUGAAAAACGUCGACUUUACUUCCGGUCGACGUCCGUGUUGUCAAAAACGUCACUUGCUUAAGCUCACUAAUGGUGAUGCGAAAACAUUCACACUAGCAAUUCUGUCGGGGAUUUUUCUCCUUCUGGCAAAUGUGAUUGAACGAAUGACGUGCAAAAGACUUAGAAUUGUGUACUUCUGAAAAGCGACUCUAUACUUUCGUGUGCGAGUUCACUCAUUUGCAUCCGUCAGAAACACAGAAUUGCCGACAAAAUUGCUAGUUUGAACCAGGCUUUAUGGUAAAAUUAAAAUAUAUUCUGUCUUGUUUAGGAUGAAGACGAACAGGAGGACUCGGAUAAUGCAGACGUAUGUUAUUUUUAUAUUUGAGUAUCCAAAGCCAAAAAAAAUAUGUGGGUUUCCUAUUUCUUCUUGUAAAAACUUAGGUAGGGUGGGUCGGUUUUAAGUUCUUUUUUUUAAACAUUUUUUUUUUAAUUUUCCUAACAAAUUAGGUUUAGUCAGUGCUUCCACAUCCAGAGAUAGAUUUGCCUAAUAUUGCCUCAAAUUUCCAUUUUCCACAAACGUUUUCCUCUGAGUGGAAACACUUACAAGCAUGAUCCAAUAAAGUAGUUUAGGGUCGGGAUUUCGGCGUCCAAAAGCUAGGUCGAGUCGGGAAACCGGAAACCCACCCACAUAUUUUUUUUUUGCCCAAUAUAAAUAAAAUAAGUUUUGGGGGUAGGUGGGGUAGGGGCAACCGCCCCUCCCCCAAUUUUAAAGCCUUUGAAUGAUAACUGAAUUGAGUAAUUGUGUAACAAAGCUGGAACCAUACUUUUUCAGAUGUUAGAUGCGAAACCAGGAUUCAUAUUAAGAGUUUCAAUGAGAGUUGACGAAACUCAUGCAAACUUUCGCUUGCCAACUCUUAUAAACUCUCAUUGUCAUUUGACCAGGGCUUUAAUGGUUGAACUACUUUUGUUGUUCCCUUGAAAGUUUCCAACUGUAGUGCAUGUAAAAUAGAUUAUACCUAUACAUAUAGGAGUGUUCGGUAUACUGAUAUGUUAUAUACCGAAAAUAUCGGUAUUGAACCAAUAUCGGUUUAGUGGUAUGAGUUUUUCAGUCAUACCGAACAUUCCUUCCUAUAUAAUUAUAUAUUAUAUCUCUGACACUUUGUGACUCUUACGAUUAAGGACGAAGAUCUAUUACGAAGUGCUGAAGGAAAAUCUAAAUUAUUGGAAAACAGAACGAGGGUAUGUAUUUACUUUUCACGAUUUUCUGCAUCUUACUCAAUAGAACUAACUUUUGAAGAUUUCAAUAUUUACAAGUAUAAGCUAUCAUUCCGUGUUUACACUGCCGCCAUUUUUAUUUUUUCAACAUAAUCAACAAUGAUACUCAUUCUGCAAUGGCAACCAAAGUUGAAUUGCCUAUUAAACCUUCGCAGAUGCUCUUGGUUUAUGUGUAAAAUUUACACGUGAAAUUUAUAAAAUUUACACGCGAAAUUUCCAUUUUUCACGUUCGCAAAUCGUAUACCUAAUAAUGCAAUAAUUUAUGUUCAACAUUGUUUUCUUACAGACAGAGUUAACUGCAGAGGAUAAACGUAAAGUUCAUCAACAAGAACUACGAGAACAACUCCAUGAGGAAGCCAAACGACGGCUGUUAGAAGCCCAAGGAAAAACACCAGAGAAAAA